This is a messenger RNA of Vespa crabro (European hornet), 2589 nucleotides long. It is a transcript of the gene CDase, whose product is annotated as neutral ceramidase. Gene Ontology annotation, biological process: ceramide catabolic process; long-chain fatty acid biosynthetic process; sphingosine biosynthetic process. The record is from RefSeq and is a predicted model, not a curated record. Gene Ontology annotation, cellular component: extracellular region. NCBI's taxonomy places the organism in Eukaryota, Metazoa, Arthropoda, Insecta, Hymenoptera, Vespidae. The transcript has 15 exons. Gene Ontology annotation, molecular function: N-acylsphingosine amidohydrolase activity. The coding region runs from base 380 to 2530 and encodes 716 amino acids.
AAUAGAAAAGUGGCGGGGAGGGAAGAGAAUAACCAUAGAAUUGUUUCCGUUUCCCCUUCUCGAUACGCAUCACGGUAUGUGAGUCGGGCAACGUUUGACACUCACGAAGGAGUGUCGUUCAUGAGCAGUUAAAAGAGACUAUUACGAUCAACUCGUGUUCAUGUAUCUGAUACUUUGACAUCGCUUCAUACGGUCUGUAUCAUCAAAGUUUAAGUGACUUCGAAUGUGAUUCAUCCUAUUAUUGAUUCAAUUAUUAUUUUGUCAUAUUUCUCAACAAACGGAUUUCGAGAAUAAUCUUAACUGAUUGGACGAGAAGAAUAUUGACUUUGAAUUGGCCAAUAAAAGGAUGUUUGAAAAGCCAAGAAGUACAGUAAGCUGAAUGGAUACGAAUCGCUUACGAUUUCAUGAUUUAUCCGCACUAUGGAUCGUCUUAUUUAUGUUUAUCCUAACUCCGAGCUGUCUAGCAUCGUACAGCAUCGGAGUUGGCAUAGCCGAUUCCACCGGACCCGUUGCAGAAGUUGUAUUUAUGGGAUAUGCAAAGAUGGAUCAAAAAGGAUCAGGAAUACAUCUUCGAACCUUCUCACGUACGUACAUCAUUGACGAUGGCGAGGAGAGAUUUGUUUUCGUCAGUGUUGAUAGUUCCAUGAUUGGAAAUGAGGUUCGAAAGGCGGUACUGCGUAAACUGAAGCCACUAUAUGGAAAUUUGUAUACGGAAAGAAACGUGAUGAUCAGCAGUACGCAUACGCAUUCUAGUCCAGGUGGCUUCAUGAUGGACGUACUCUUUGACCUUACCACAUAUGGUUUCAUCAAGGAAAGUUUCAAUGCCAUUGUAAACGGAAUAACAAGAAGUAUUAAACGUGCUCACGACAAUGUUGUACCUGGAAGAAUUUUCAUCACGCAAGGAGAAAUUUUGGACGCCAAUAUGAACAGAAGUCCAUUAGCUUAUCUCAAUAAUCCAAAGGCUGAAAGGGAUAAAUACGAUCAUAAUGUAGAUAAAACGAUGACGCAGCUACAGUUUAUCGGUGCCGAUAACCAAGCGUUGGGUGUCAUCAAUUGGUUUGCUGUUCAUCCAACAAGUAUGAACAAUACUAAUCAUUUAGUAUCGAGUGAUAAUGUGGGCUAUGCUUCGAUACUUUUUGAAAAAAUGAUGAAUAAAAAUGCUAUGAUCGGCAAGGGUCCUUUUGUCGCUACGUUCGCUUCUACAAAUUUAGGCGAUGUUUCACCAAACAUUCGCGGGCCAAAGUGCGAAUUUUCCGGAUUGAAUUGUACCGAGCAUUACACUUGUCCAGGGAAACAAGAAAUGUGUUUUGCUUCAGGACCUGGCAAAGAUAUGUUCGAGAGUACUAGUAUUAUAGCAAGAAAAAUGUUCAAUAAGGCGGCGGAACUUUGGAAGAAUGAUGUUAAGAAGGAAGUGAUCGGUUCGAUACGUGUUGUACAUCAAUUUGUUGAUAUGCCUAAGGAAUCCGCAACAUAUUUUAAUACAACUACAGGAGACGUACAGGAGGUACAUGGUUGCUUACCAGCAAUGGGCUAUAGUUUUGCUGCCGGCUCUAUAGAUGGACCAGGAUCGUUCUCUUUCGAGCAAGGUACAACAACUACCAAUCCUUUUUGGAAUACAGUGCGAAAUUUCUUGGCUACUCCUACGGAAGAAGAUAUUCUUUGUCACGGCGCCAAGCCGAUCUUACUUGCCACAGGUCGAAUGAAGUUCCCGUACGAGUGGCAACCGAGAAUCGUUUCGACGCAAGUCGCUCUUAUUGGAAAUGUUAUUAUAGCCGGAGUACCAGGUGAAUUCACAACGAUGUCCGGGAGAAGACUAAGAGAGACUAUUAAAACUGCUACGAAUAGCAUUACAUACGAUGAGGAUUAUUCUAUAAUAAUCGCAGGUCUUUGUAACACGUACAGUGAUUACAUUACCACGCCAGAGGAAUAUCAAAUUCAAAGGUACGAAGGAGCAUCCACUAUAUACGGUCCGCAUACGCUUACUAUCUAUCUAAAGUUAUAUCAAGAACUCGUAAUGGCAGCCAUUCAUAAGAAAGAAGUUAAGCCCGGUCCAAAUCCACUGGAUUUAAGUUCGAAGAAAAUGAUUACCUUUCUUACGCCAGUGCUGUUCGACACGGCAAAGUGGAGACAACGUUUCGGCGAUUGUGUUGAACAACCAAAAUCUAUCGUUUAUCCUGGGGAUAUUGUUAGGGUAUCUUUCAUCUCUGGACAUCCACGAAACAACUUGAUGACGGAUAACUCGUAUUUGAUAGUUGAGCGAUUAUUGAAAAACAAUACAUGGAUUACUAUUGCUACUGAUGCCGACUGGGAAACGAAAUUCGAGUGGGUUAGAACGUCUGUAGUUCUUGGCUCGAGUCAAGUUUACAUUACAUGGGAAAUUCCAGAAGAUGUAAAACAGGGUAAAUAUCGUAUCAAACAUUUAGGAUAUUAUCGUUACAUUUUCGGAGGUGUCUACCCUUAUGAAGGAGUUUCUAAUACCUUCAAAGUGAUUCAGCCUGAACCUAAUAUCCGUCGACGAAGACAUGCUUAGUUAUAUAUUUUGCCAUGUAGCAUUUUUUAAUCAUUCAAUGAAAUGAAUACGCUUAAUAA